Exophiala aquamarina CBS 119918 is the source of this 1227-nucleotide messenger RNA. RefSeq names its product ATP-dependent RNA helicase eIF4A. The record is from RefSeq and is a predicted model, not a curated record. Lineage: Eukaryota; Fungi; Ascomycota; Eurotiomycetes; Chaetothyriales; Herpotrichiellaceae. The transcript is spliced from 5 exons. Bases 1 to 1227 code for a protein of 408 amino acids. Gene Ontology annotation, molecular function: ATP binding; RNA binding; RNA helicase activity.
AUGGCGGACAAAGGUCUCGAGGAGGUCCCAGAAGGCCAAAUCGAGUCGAACUACGAUGAAGUCACCGAUUCUUUCGAUGCGAUGAACCUCAAAGCAGAGCUUCUACGAGGUGUCUACGCCUACGGUUUCGAACGACCAUCUGCCAUUCAGCAGCGCGCUAUCAUGCCAGUCAUCAAAGGAUCUGAUGUCAUUGCACAGGCACAGUCUGGUACUGGAAAGACCGCCACUUUCUCUAUCUCCUGUCUGCAAAAGAUCGAUCCCAACCUCAAGGCCUGCCAGGCUCUUAUCCUUGCCCCAACCCGUGAGUUGGCACAGCAAAUCCAGAAAGUUGUCGUCGCCAUUGGUGACUUCAUGAGCGUUGAGUGCCAUGCUUGCAUUGGUGGUACCAAUGUCCGUGAGGACAUGAAGGCUCUCCAGGAUGGCCCACAGGUCGUUGUCGGUACGCCUGGUCGCGUACAAGACAUGAUCCAACGCCGCGUUCUCAAGACUGAUAACAUGAAAAUGUUUAUUCUCGAUGAGGCUGAUGAAAUGCUUUCUCGAGGUUUCACCGAACAAAUCUACGACAUCUUCCAGCUUCUUCCUCAAUCCACCCAAGUCGUUCUUCUAUCCGCCACCAUGCCACAAGAUGUGCUCGAGGUCACCACCAAAUUCAUGCGUGACCCCGUUCGUAUCCUUGUCAAGAAGGCUGAGUUGACCCUUGAAGGUAUCAAGCAAUUCUAUAUUGCUGUUGAGAAGGAAGAAUGGAAGCUUGAUACCCUAUCUGAUCUCUACGAAACCGUCACCAUCACCCAGGCCGUCAUCUUCUGCAACACCAGAAGAAAGGUUGACUGGCUUACCGACAAGCUUACCGCUCGUGAUUUCACUGUCUCUGCAAUGCACGGCGACAUGGAACAGGCUCAGCGUGACGUCAUCAUGAAGGAGUUCCGAUCCGGAUCUUCUCGUGUUCUGAUCGCCACCGAUCUGCUUGCUCGUGGCAUCGACGUCCAACAGGUCUCCCUGGUCAUCAACUAUGAUCUGCCUGCCAAUCGUGAGAACUACAUCCAUCGUAUCGGACGAGGUGGUCGUUUCGGCCGAAAGGGUGUCGCUAUCAACUUCGUCACUGCUGAUGAUGUCCGCAUGAUGAGAGAAAUCGAGCAGUUCUAUUCUACCCAAAUCGAGGAGAUGCCAAUGAACGUUGCUGGUGAGUUGCUUUUCAACCUCCCCCCUUCUAACAGCAUCACAUAUUGA